This is a messenger RNA of Octopus bimaculoides (California two-spot octopus), 2719 nucleotides long. Its product is annotated as protein NEDD1. Gene Ontology annotation, cellular component: cytoplasm; centrosome; ciliary basal body. The record is from RefSeq and is a predicted model, not a curated record. NCBI's taxonomy places the organism in Eukaryota, Metazoa, Mollusca, Cephalopoda, Octopoda, Octopodidae. Gene Ontology annotation, biological process: mitotic cell cycle; microtubule nucleation. Gene Ontology annotation, molecular function: gamma-tubulin binding.
CGCUGCCGCGAGAUUUAAAUGAGACAAUCUGACAUUUUUAAAUCCCUUCCAGUCUCGGAGGUUUCGAGACUUUUCCCCCGAAUAUUUCGCAAUAUUUUGGUGAUCGUGUCUUGUUUAUUUCACUAAUUAAUUAGUUACCUGAUCUAAUUACAUACAAGUAGGGUUUCGAGUAUCGAACGACUGCAAAUACGCCCUGAAAGAAAGGAUUUCACGUUCGAUUUUAUUGGCGGCGGCAAACUUUCAACGUCGAAGAAGGUGAAGUUGUGGUGUUCAUUCAGUGAUGUUGGCGUCGUCGGCUGAAAGUGUCCUUCUUUGGGACAUUCCUCAACUGAAAGAGAAGACUGAUCCGAAUAGCAGUAAAUUAUCGGUACAACUGACCAAACAGUGGAAUAAAUCUGCCGAAGACACUGGAACCAUCACAGACAUUACCUGGAAUACUCCAAAAACUACCAUCCUUGGUGUGUUCAACAAUUAUGGACCCAUAUUCUUUUGUUCCGUUGGUGAAUUCACUAACACUGAACAAACCUUGAAGAACACAAAUAUGGUUGGUCAGAAGUGUAUUGCCUUAGGAGCAAAGGACAGAAUCAUUGCUGCAGCUGGUCAAGACAACUUGCUACAUGUCUACCACUUGACUGGUUCAAGUCAAACCACUACAUUGUCAGGUCACAGCAGCAGUGUUACUACAAUCCAGUUCAGCGACAAUGGCAGCCAUAUUGCAUCAGGAUCGGAUAAUGGAGAAAUAAUUCUGAACAACAUGGUAUAUCGAGACACAUCUACUCCUCUUUUGGCACCAAGAGUCCAGGCUAUCAACGACCUCUGCUAUUCACCACACAAGGCCUCAGUUCUUGGUUCCGUGUCUGCUGAUGGAGCCAUUAAUAUCUGGGAUGCAGGUCGUGCUAAACUCUUACACUCAGCCAACCAAAUUCAUUCAGCAUCAGCAACAGGUCUGUCGUUUUUCCAAGACAAACAAAUUCUUGCCAGUGUUGGACUGGACGGAGAACUGGCCCUCUUUGACAGUUCUGCCUUUAAUGCGAUAUCUGUGACGUCCGUGAAGUCAGCUCUGACCUGUGUCGAUGUCUGUGGAGAUUUGAUCUGUGUGGGAAGCAAGCAAGGCUCCCUCUAUGUGUUUGAUCGACGCUCAAUGAAGUCCGCCCUCGUCUGCAAGGAAUCUGCCCACAAAUCUGCCAUCUCUUGUGUCAAGUUCCGAAAGAAUCAUGAUAGGUUUUCAUCUGGAAGCUUCAACCUCAGUGCCAACAUGCCUACUACUACAUCACCCGAAGUGGCAGAAGUUACAUCACAGCCAGUUUGUGUCACUCCUGAUUUGUCUCAUUCUUCAUCAGCCGUAAAUGAUCAACGAAACGUUGAUGCAUUGGGCCUGUUUUCUCCUGCAAGUGCAAACGCCAGUUUUAUCCCAUCAGACAUCAGUUGCAACCAGAGUAACACCUCUGAUAUCAGCCUCUUGUGGCCAUCAUUUGCAGAAACCUCCCUCCAGCUCUCACAUUUACCCACUGACAGUCCAGCUUCACCUUCCAAAGACUCAGGUAGACCCACCAACCCCUCUGCUGCCGGCUCUGCUUUCACUUCAGCUCAGCUGCAAUCACCAUUUGACUUCACCUCAAUGGUCCACAGAAAAGCAGACCUUGGAACCCAGGGCAGCAGCAGUGCCCAAGCGGCCCUGCUAAACAAACAAUCUCCUCAGCCCGUGUUGGAGAUGGACGUCCAUCACAUCACACCGGUCACGUCACGUAAGUCUUCUUUAAUGAACAGAAGAAAUUGGGAUGUCAGGGACCUGGUCUCCCCAACAGAGACUUUUAAUAGCCAGGGGACAGCAUCCAGCAGCAGCGGGAUGUCACCAACAAUGACAACAAACACAAAGGUAUCCACCCCUGUCACUGUUGAAAUUGUCAUGCAGAAAGCUGCACCUUCAGCAACCACUGCACCCAGCCAGAUCCACUCCAUACCACUAACAGCAACAACUGCAACAGAAUCGGUUGCUCCCACCAUGACCACUGCUGCAACUGCUGCAGCUGCACCUAACAUUCCAUCGUCUAACUCGGUCUCUUUUAAGCUGCUGCACAGUGUUGUCUACGAUGCAAUGGAAGUAUUCACAGACAACAUCCACAACGAUUUCCUCUGUAUGCAGAUGAAUGUUCUGCGCAUGAUGCAACAACAAAAGGUCGAGAUUUUUAAUGGACUCCAGCAACAUCUGUCUCUUGUCAAAGAUCUGAUUGCUGAAAAUCAACAGCUGAAACUAGAAAAUAAACAGCUGAGGAAAAACUACUGAUUCAUUUUGUAAAUGCAGGUGACUGUCUAAAUUACUGAGUCACUGUAUAAAUUACUAAAUAGCUUACCAAGUCACCAUGUAAAUAUACUGUGCAGUUUUCAUUGUUAUAUAAAUGAUUAUACAUAUGUGUGUGUGUGUGUGUGUGUGUGUGUGUGUGUAUGUAUAUAUAUAUAUAUAUAUAUUUAAAAAUAUAUAUUUUAGAGAGAGUGUCUAUAAUAUCUGUGUAUAUACCUAUGUUAAUAUCUCGGUUCAGAUUCAGCCAAGGUCAGCAUUGCUUUUUAUCCUCCCAGUGUUAAAACAAAGUACCAGUGAAAUACUGUGGGAUAACUUAAUCAACUGUACCCCUCUCUCAAACUCCAGGCUUUGUGCCUAUGUUAAAAUCUAUGAUGAUUGUUAUUAUUAUUUUGAUUAAUAAAGAAAGCAUUAUCAUUAUUA